ACAGGCAAAAUGAGCCAGGAAGAGGUUUUAGGCAAGCUGAAGAAAGAUCUUCGCUCCUUGCUCAUUUCAUCCAAGAUGGGUUUGAACCCCGAGCGGCUCAGACGAGACUACAUGGAAAUGUUGGGGCAUCCGAUGCCUCUGAAACUCCUGGGCUUCAGGGACAUUAUGGAUAUGAUUUAUAACAUGCCUGAUGUAGUGUCUGUUCACCAAGGGCCGGACGGCCACCCAAUCCUGAAAGCUGUGAGUGACGAGUCCACCCGCAACAUCGAGGAGUUGGUGGCCAGGCAGAAAACGGCUGUCAAAAAGACCGGGAAGGGACGUUACAACAGUUUUCCUCACCGACAUUAUGGAUUACCCCACGUGGUUCUCCCUAGGAGAGGUAACGCUCCCCCUGCUCUUCAUGCCCAGCUGAGAGCACAACUGCGCAUCCUGCUAUCUCAGGGUCCAGUUAGGCUGUCCGACCUGGAGGCCAGUUACAUGCGCUGCUUUGGCUACAUGCUGCGUGUCCACAAUUAUGGCUUCUUCUCCACUGGAGAGAUGCUGAAAGCAGCAGAGGACCUGGUGGUCAUCCAGCAAAGCAGGCUAGGCUCAGUUUUGAUCCUGAGGGAACACCUGGUACCCGCUCUGAUUCAGACACCGUUUGUCCCAGGAUUGAGGACCGGACCAAUCAAGCCAGCUUCCAUACAGUCAUACGACAAAGUUCUGGUCCCAGCCAAUUAUCAAGGUGUGUCCGCUGCUGAAGUUCCUGUGCAGCAGAGUCCACUGAAUCCCCCAAGUGAGACCACAUUGGAUGCUGUCCGUAAAGAACCAACAGUCCAGUCAGGGACGGUUGAACAAACCGAUGAGAUCAAACCAGUGGCAAGCCAAGAGAGUCAGCGCUUUCAAAAAUGUGUCCGCCAGCUGGAGGAGCAGCUUCAUCAGCAAAUCCUGGAGAAUGGAGUUGCUGGCACUGUUAGUCAGGAGCUGAAGGACAAGCUGCGUAAGGUUGUGGGUCAGAAGACAGGUGGAUUAUCAAUUCAUGAUCUACCAGCCGAAUACAAGAAAGUUUUUGGGGAAGAAUUGCCGUUAUGGAAGAGUGGCUUUGUCAGUGUCACUGAACUUGUUGACGCCCUCAAAGAUACUUUCCACCUCCAGCCAGCAGAGGAUGACAGUGAACAUCACUGGAGAGUAGUUCUCUUGGAGGACGGUGACCACGCACAAGCAGUUAACAGCUACUAUCUGAACUCUGGAGAUUCGCUUUGGGAAGGAAAACUGGAAGGAGAUGAGGAAAAUAUCACAGCAGACACGGAUACCAGCCUGGAGAGCACAAGCUUUUCUGAGACCAAAGACAUGGUUGGACAACGCAGCCCUACGUUGGCUCCGGAUGCCCUGCAUAAUCAGCGCCUGAAACCCCCCUCACGUUACAGCCCUCGACAGCUGGUGGAGGUCUGGGUGGAGUCCAUAGAGUCACCUGGACAUUUCUACAUCCGUUUCAGUGAGAGUGAGGAGGCUCGAGCCAUGGAAGGCAUGAUGAUUGAGAUGAGACGAUGUUACGCGUGUCCUGAGGUGUCGGACCGAUACCGUCUUCCUGAGGCUUUUAUCCGACGGGGUCAGGUCUGCUGUGUGUCCCCCAAAGGGAUGUGGUUCUACAGGGUGGUGAUCCACCAGCUUAUCAGCCCCACUCAGGUUGAGGUGUACUAUGUUGAUUUCGGCAAUAUGACAGUGGUCCAGAGCUCCAGCCUCAAGUUCCUCAAGUCAAGUUAUUCAGUUCUUCCAGCACAAGCUGUUCCAGCAUCACUUGCUGGAAUUAAACCCAGCUCAGGGAGCUGGACGACGGAGGCCACGGCUUCUUUUGAGUCAUUUUGCUCUAAUCGCACCCUGGUGGGUGCUCUGGACUCCUACAACGGAGAUGUUCUGCAGCUCUACCUCUGUGACACACACACUGAAGAGGAUGUCUAUAUCCAUAACGUUCUACUGAGCCAAGGUCACGGGACAGCCUGCAGCCCUGCAGCCAGCGGAGCACUAUGUGUUCAGGACACUCCAGUGAGUCUCUACUUGGGGGAGGGAAUGGUCGAUUUACCAGAGUUGGAUUACGAGCUGAUCGCUUCCAUCGAGUCAGUUGACAGAUCUGAACAGUCCAUCCUGUCAUCACCGAAGGUAGUGUGA
Messenger RNA from Cololabis saira (Pacific saury), 2145 nucleotides. RefSeq names its product tudor domain containing 5 (gene tdrd5). Gene Ontology annotation, biological process: spermatogenesis. The record is from RefSeq and is a predicted model, not a curated record. Lineage: Eukaryota; Metazoa; Chordata; Actinopteri; Beloniformes; Belonidae. The coding region runs from base 10 to 2145 and encodes 711 amino acids. The transcript has 13 exons.